This is a messenger RNA of Scleropages formosus (Asian bonytongue), 1372 nucleotides long. It is a transcript of the gene gypc, whose product is annotated as glycophorin C (Gerbich blood group). The record is from RefSeq and is a predicted model, not a curated record. Bases 285 to 659 code for a protein of 124 amino acids. Lineage: Eukaryota; Metazoa; Chordata; Actinopteri; Osteoglossiformes; Osteoglossidae. Gene Ontology annotation, cellular component: cortical cytoskeleton; membrane. The transcript has 5 exons.
UGGACUACGCCCACUGAGAAAAAAAAAAUGAAAACACACGGCCGAGGGCCUCGCACAGGAGCUUUGCCAUAGCUCAGAGCAGAGCUUCCUUCACUCUCCAUCUCCUCGUGUCAUGCUGUAAACUCACUAUAACAGCUAAACGGACUUGUUGCAGCACAAUUCUGGAAACUUGAGAUCUGAAACCACAGCUGAGGGGGUCCUUCGUGUUUGAACCCCACCUCCUCUUGCCCUGCGCACCCUCCCGCUCCCCCAGAUCCCAGUGGCGGCGCACUGAAGACAUAGCCAUGAGCACAGUCUACCCAACACGAUCUCCCUCACCGACUCAGGAGCUCAUAAGCAGCACAGAAAGCCUGCCACAAUUCACUACCAGCUCUUCUUCUAGGGAGGAUUACUUCAUUCCUUCAGCAGUUCCAACUGAUGCCCCCAGAUCUGAUUAUGGGUGGUACAAUGGCAUCCUGGCAGGGGUUGUCAUCGCCAUCAUACUGGUACUGCUCAUACUGGCCGCUGUGCUGCUGCGCUACAUGUACCGCCACAAGGGCUCGUACCACACUAAUGAGGCUAAGGGCACGGAGCACGCAGAGACGGCUGACGCCGCACUUAGAGGAGACCCUGCCCUCCGGGAGGCCGUGGAUGACAGCAAGAAGGAAUACUUCAUCUGAGGAGCACUUCAUCUGCAUUCGUUACCAAGCCUGGAGUUCAGUCUACAGCUUGCUGGGGACAGACUUCAGCCUGUAAAAAAAAAUUAUAAAUAUCCUACAGAUUGGCCAUUGAUUGAUACUGAGAAGCCAUCGCAAAAAGGUCUUUUUCUGUGUCUUCUUAAAUGAAGCUUGAGAAUGAAGUACCUGACACCAGCUUAGCCAGAAAGACACAGAGCAUGUGACACCACCAUGACACUGACCCUGCCCUAUACUCCCAUCUCUCUAACAAUCUUCUCAACUAGCUCAGCAACCGCUUCUAUUUCUUACGCCAGUGCUGGAAAUCGCUGUCCAUGAUGCAGAUUUACUUCACCAAAUCCCUUCUGACAUCACCAAAGUCUUUGGAUAGUAGGGCUGCUGAAUGGCCUUUGAGACAAUGUCUAUCAAGACAAGGACCCCAAGCUCUGAAGAGGGACCAAAGGCACAUCCAUGUACUUUCGAAAUGCCUGCUGUACUCAUUUUCUGCAGGUCUGAACACUACACUUGUAUCCCAGUCUUAGUGCUAUAUGCAGUAGCUACCCGUAUACUUAUAUAUUCCUGCACACCAAAAUACACUGCACUUAAACCAAAUAACGUAUCACCUCAGGUUUUUUCCUUGCUGUGUAGUCAAUCCCAGCGCUGUUUUGCUAAAAUAAAUGCAAAUAUAAAAGAAGUAUAACCUCAAUCACUUGAGAAGG